Messenger RNA from Kuraishia capsulata CBS 1993, 762 nucleotides. RefSeq lists its product as uncharacterized. The record is from RefSeq and is a predicted model, not a curated record. Bases 1 to 762 code for a protein of 253 amino acids. The transcript has a single exon. NCBI's taxonomy places the organism in Eukaryota, Fungi, Ascomycota, Pichiomycetes, Pichiales, Pichiaceae.
AUGGCUGAUACUACCACGAAUACUCUGGAGAAACUGCACACGUCUGGGCUAAUACGCCGCGAUACCAAGACAAAUACGUUGAUUCUCACAGGUGCUGAACUGCACGCUCCAGAGAACCAGGACCUUCUAGACAAGCUGAUCGAAGGACUCAAGGAGAGUGUUCCCGUGACGGAGACUGUUAGAGCGUCGAAGCUAAGCUCUUUGAAGAAGACGGUGUUUGUUUUCAGCAGCGUCAGCACCUCCGAAAGGGUGCACGACAUUUUGGAGUCAUGCGGACUGAAGGCUAGUUAUAGUCUAUGGGAUAACGUAUCGCCUUUGGAACAGUAUAAUGGCCCCCAGAGCGCUGACGUUGAGUCCAUGCUCUUAAAUGGAACUCUCAGUGGAUCCCAUGAUGUUAAUGGUACUGAAGAUUUGGGUAAGUGGUCUUUGUCGCCAAAUGCCACCACUGAGACAUCCGAUGUUCCCAAUCCGGUAUUCAAGUCCAACUAUCUCCAAUUGCCAGAUCCUGGCACCACAAUUUUGCAAUCGCCUCCCGGGUCUCCUUACCUUGAGUAUGUUCCUGAGUUAGCAGAAGAAGCCCCGGAUAAGAUAUCGAUAAGUGAUCCACAGUCUCUCUCUCAUCUGAUGUACCAGACUACGCUAGAGAAAGACUCGUAUGAAAAGGCUAGGCCUUCAGACACAGAGGUACAGGUGGGGAAAGAUAACAUUUUGGUUUUCUCGCGAGACGAAAUCAGGACGUUAUUUCCUGACGGGGGUGUGUGA